This is a messenger RNA of Leptopilina boulardi, 600 nucleotides long. It is a transcript of the gene ATPsynF, whose product is annotated as putative ATP synthase subunit f, mitochondrial. The record is from RefSeq and is a predicted model, not a curated record. Gene Ontology annotation, molecular function: proton-transporting ATP synthase activity, rotational mechanism. The transcript has 4 exons. Gene Ontology annotation, biological process: proton motive force-driven mitochondrial ATP synthesis. NCBI's taxonomy places the organism in Eukaryota, Metazoa, Arthropoda, Insecta, Hymenoptera, Figitidae. Bases 93 to 422 code for a protein of 109 amino acids.
AUCCGUCUGACGUUGUUCUCCAUUUACUCUCCAAUUUUCGUCUGCACCCUGUUUGCAAUCAUUUUCCAAAAACAGAUUAAUUAAAUAGUGCAAUGAAUUGGAAAUUUGGAGAAUAUCAACCGGACUAUAAUCCGAAAAUUCAUGGCACUUACGAUCCUGCUAGAUUCUAUGGAAAACCUGAUACACCUUUUGGGGAAGUAAAAUUGAAAGAUUUUGGAUCUUGGUUUAGUCGUCGUGAAAAAAGUCCACAAGCAUUUGCUCAAUUAGUUUCAAGAGGGUGGUGGCGUUGGCAACAUAAAUAUAUGUUACCUAAAAAUGCAUUAUUUGUUGGACCUAUGCAAGUAGUUUUUGCUGGAAUGGCAUUAUUUUACUGGAUUAAUUACGGCAAAAUUAAGCAUCACAAAAACUACAAGUACCACUAAAAAUCAUCAGCAACAUUUUACAAUCAUAGAACAGUUCAGAAUGCAAAUAAAUUAAUAAAAUGUAUAUUAAAUAAACUUGAGGGGAAAAAAAAAUUGUAUUCUCACCUAACUGUACAUGUUAAAAGUGUCUCAAGUUUAAUUUAUUGCCUCGUUUUAAAUAUAAAUAAUUGAAUCAGGA